Molecule: messenger RNA, 1653 nt
Organism: Daktulosphaira vitifoliae (grape phylloxera)
Lineage: Eukaryota; Metazoa; Arthropoda; Insecta; Hemiptera; Phylloxeridae
Exons: 8
Coding region: 219-1388 (389 amino acids)
Source: RefSeq, a predicted model, not a curated record
AGUGUUACUGACCUGAUACACAGUACUGUGGCUGGUUGGUAUAUCACAGAGUACAUAUAAAUAUACAUAAUUAUCAAAAUACUUACAAUUUAAUAACAACAAAAAGGUGUUUCUUUACAAAAUAUUUACAAAAAUAAACUUUAAAUUAAAGUAGUGAAAAUAUAACACAAAUAUAUUUCGUGGUCGAGGAAGUGAUAUUUUGACAUAAGGAGAGCACUAUGAAGAAUAUUUUGUUGGCUAUUACGCUCAUAAUUGUACUUAGAAUCAACGGUUACUUGGCAUUUACAUCCGGAGAUGACAAAUUUAUAAAAAAAUACGCAAUGAUGAAGAUAUACGAGACUUGCUUUGGUCCCGAAGUUGUAAAAGAAGUGCGUAAAGAAAUGAAAAUUGCUACAGCCAAGUGCAAUGGUAAUAUGCCCAUGAGUGUACCUACACCAACUUUGGCAUCGCUAAAACAUGCUUUAAGUCAGAACGCCAAUGCACACGAGUUUGUAAGUCAUCACCAAAAUAAGCCAAACCAAGAAGAUGCUUUUGGUAAAAAUCAACCAGGCUUCGAUUUAGCUAAAUUACAGCAAGCUAUUUUGUCUGGAUAUAAUUCACACGUUAAACAAUCCUCUCAACAAUCACACUUUUCGUCACAACCUGUAAAAUCGUGGACUACGCAGUCUAUGGUAGAACAGCCUCAAUACGUUGCUAAUACACUAUUUUAUCCACCAAAUCCUUCUAUGGCUAAUACAAACGAUAUGUUUCUGGCCAGGAUUUCAUCUCCUACAGGAAUACAACAAGCGACUUACCCAUCAGUCCCUUUUCCAAUGAUGUCAGCAUCCACUAUGACUGGAGGUCAAAUGUACCAACCAUUUUACCAACCAUUCUUUUCGUCUCAUCGGACAUCAAGGGUUGGAGGAUUUGAUGUCCGAAACCAAUUGGAUUCUUUGACCACUAAAAUGUCUGGAAAAAUCAGAAAUAUAACAUGUGUUAUGCAAGAACUUGGAUAUCUCAAUCAUAAUCUGGAACCUGACUAUGAAAACAUGAACGAGAGAGUACGUAGACUACCUAUUUCUGAUGAACUUAAACAAGAUAUGACUGAUGGAAUUGAGUAUUGCAAACAGUUCUCGAUGUGUGUACCAGACGAGAGAAAAGACAAGUUUGCCAAAGAAUUAGUCAGACCAAUGUUCUUCUUUAAAUGUUAUAAACAUAAAAAACUGGAGUCUUGUAUAAUGAAAGACAUUCGUGAUCGUUAUACUAAUGAAGAAUUUGGUGAAGAAAACCUAGUUUCAUCAGACCGUUCUAUGAGAAGUACUCAGAAUCUAGAAGAUGAAACAAUGGAACAAACAGUAUUUGAUUACAUUUAUGGUGAUAAAUCUAUAGACAUAGAUGUAAUGUUAUAAGGCGUUUACAUCAUUAUUAAAAUGCUCAACUACAGAAGUCUUAUGUCCUACGUAUUAUUAAUACAUUCAAUAUUAUUAAUGUUCUCUAAUUAAUACUUUUGAAUAAUAACAAAAAAAAAAUACAAUAUCACAUGUAGUCCUACUUUUAAAACAUUACUGUGACUAUAAAUAAAUCUAUAUAUAAUUAUAUAUGUAGUAAAGUUUUGAUAUUAGGACUUAUCAAUGAUGAUUUAGCUUGUAUAAAUUAAUUUAUUCUUAAAAUUUA